AUGGCACCCCUCCUCUCAACCAUGCUGUUCGCAGCCAGCGCAUCAGCCCAAGUCACAACCUCCUUCUGGAUGCCCAUCUAUGGGCUAGGAACAGACAACAUCGGUUUCGUCGGCUCCGUCAUCGACGCCAACGGAACUCACACCACCGUUGCUGUUGACUACGACGAAGGCACCGAUACAUCCGCUCUGAGCCUCGCUGCCGAUACUCCCCAGAUUUUGACCAUUGGCCCCGACUUUUACGGAACAAAGAUCAACAUUGGCCUUGCUGCUAGUGGCGAUGAGGAGGAGGACACCUACUCACUCGACUGCUCCUGGCCGACCCCCGAAGAAGUAGGGUCGAACCGUACAUGUACUGUGUCGUACCCCCCAGAAAUCGCUCGGCAACUCUGCGAGAACCCCACUUACCCUUCUACGAGUGAAAGGGUCUGGUCAAGAACACACACCUUCCCUGCGCGCGGGUCAGAGCCUGCAGGUACAGAGACAGUCAGGCAGACUUUGAGCUAUGGCUAUGGCUCUGCUAUCUCGACUGGUACCCGGUCAGCCUUUUGCAGUGAGAGUGGGGAGCUCUCAGGAACAGAGUUCGGGACUUACUACCUUGUUAUCACUGCGGGGACGGAGAAGUUGGAGGCUACUGCUGCGGCUACUCCGACGAUGUCGAGUGCCAUGUCUACGGGUGCUCCCUCAAACGCGACAGGUGCUUCUGGGACUGCGCCUGUGCCUGAGGUGACGGAGGCUGGUGCGCCGAUGGUCAGGGGUGCGCCGCUGUUGGCUGGACUUGGCGCUGCUGCUGCUGCAUUCUUUGUCUAG
This is a messenger RNA of Alternaria viburni, 807 nucleotides long. RefSeq lists its product as uncharacterized. The transcript is spliced from 2 exons. The coding region runs from base 1 to 807 and encodes 268 amino acids. The record is from RefSeq and is a predicted model, not a curated record. Lineage: Eukaryota; Fungi; Ascomycota; Dothideomycetes; Pleosporales; Pleosporaceae.